CUCUCCUUGCAGAGGCGGCAGCUCCAGAGCAGAGAACGAACUGCGGCGGUCGGCGUCAUGGCAGGGCAGGCGUUUAGAAAGUUUCUUCCCCUCUUUGACCGAGUUUUAGUUGAAAGGAGCGCAGCUGAAACUGUAACCAAAGGAGGUAUUAUGCUUCCUGAAAAAUCUCAAGGAAAAGUGUUGCAAGCAACAGUAGUAGCUGUUGGAUCGGGCUCUAAAGGAAAGGGUGGAGAGAUUCAACCAGUUAGUGUGAAAGUUGGAGAUAAAGUUCUUCUCCCAGAAUAUGGAGGCACCAAAGUAGUUCUAGAUGACAAGGAUUAUUUCUUAUUUAGAGAUGGUGACAUUCUCAGAAAGUAUGUGGACUGA
Molecule: messenger RNA, 366 nt
Organism: Neomonachus schauinslandi (Hawaiian monk seal)
Lineage: Eukaryota; Metazoa; Chordata; Mammalia; Carnivora; Phocidae
Product: 10 kDa heat shock protein, mitochondrial-like
Exons: 1
Coding region: 58-366 (102 amino acids)
Cellular component (GO): mitochondrial matrix
Molecular function (GO): metal ion binding; protein-folding chaperone binding; protein folding chaperone
Source: RefSeq, a predicted model, not a curated record